This is a messenger RNA of Symbiodinium sp. CCMP2456, 837 nucleotides long. NCBI's taxonomy places the organism in Eukaryota, Dinophyceae, Suessiales, Symbiodiniaceae. The record is from the annotation of a GenBank genome assembly.
GAUGACAGAAGGGACCUGGCUCUUCAGAAGCUGAGGCGAAUAAUCCUUUUCGAUCCAGCUACCUCGGAGCUGGGUAAGACUGUCGCGGAGGAAGCAAAGCUGAUGGACGAUGACUUCAUGCUUUCGAGGUCGUUCACUUGCGCUUUUGCCUCGAAGGCCACGGGGACUUUGUCGAAGAGAGCCUUCUCCCUAUCAAGGUUUUCGGUGUGGAUGCUGGAGACCGAAAGGCACUCGCCGUUGAGGGCGUCUGAAGGGCAGGUCUUUAAGUAUGUCCUUUUCUUGGAGCAGAAGUUCACAGGAGCCCUCUCAGGGCAACAUUUUAUUGAAGCAGUGCGGUUCUUGGAUUCGGUCGCCCGCCUUACAAUCAUGAAGAUCGAUGUUGUUCUCAGCUCUAGAGUCCUGGGUCAGGCCAGGAUGAUGAGGGCCAUGAAGAAUUUCUUAAAGCAGCGGCCACCUAUAAAAGCAAAGCAGCUUAUGGCCCUUGAGCAGAUGGCGGUGGAGUGUGAUGCCAGAUGGUGCUGUAUCCUGGGGCAUCUCUUGUUCUGUGCUCAUGCUUGCGCGCGCUGGUCGGAUGUCCAGAGAGUGAAGCGAGUGUGGGUGGAGGUGGAUGAAUCUUCGGGUGUCCAUCUUGUUCAUGCUGAGACUGCUGGGAUAAAGAAUGCCACGACUGCGGAGGCCAAAGCCCGACUUUUGCCAUUAGAGAUGGGUUCCAGUGAGGGGACCGCUUAUCUGCGAGAAGCCCUGAUGUUGUGUGGAGCAGAGGAGUCGGAAGUGCGGGACUAUGGUACGCACUCCCUGAAGGCUACUUUGCUGACCUGGACCUCCAAGAACAUUUUG